Molecule: messenger RNA, 6062 nt
Organism: Cydia amplana
Lineage: Eukaryota; Metazoa; Arthropoda; Insecta; Lepidoptera; Tortricidae
Gene: CPR146
Exons: 21
Coding region: 146-5671 (1841 amino acids)
Source: RefSeq, a predicted model, not a curated record
GAGUUUGCACAAUUUAGUUUGAAAAGCCGGCUGCUUGAGAGCGGGUCCUGAGCGAAUUAGUCGUGCUAAGCCGGCGCGUGGAGGCUUUGUAUUGUGGUGCGGGACUCGCCGGGAUUGCUGAGGCCUAAAGGGCCGAACCCAGGCCAUGGGGCCGGGACCGAUCAUUUAUUUAUUGGCAUCGUUGGCUUUGGUACUAGCUAGCGAGCAAGCUGCAAGUGAAACUAAUACGAACAGUACGAAAACGUCGGCAUCAGUCGGGCGGAAUGGCCGGCAAUACUACGGCCCCGUCGACCAGGGCCACAACGAGGUAGUCGUCGACAUCGAGGACGACGAGAAGACGCAGUACUAUGAAACCAAUUAUGAUACUAGCGCAUACGGUUUCGGUUACGACGUGGGCCCGAACGGGCAGUUCCACCACGAGAACCGCGGCCCCGACGGCGUCACGUACGGCUGCUACGGUUAUGUGGACCCGGAUGGCGUGCUGCGCGCCACGCACUACGUCGCCGACAGCCAUGGCUACCGCGUCAUAGAACCCGAGAAACCCGUCGAGGUGUUCCCGGACGAGAAACACGAGUAUGACGAAAACUCCGUGGACAACAAACCGAUCAAAGGCCAGAUAAUACCGUACGACAAGUUGUACUUCCCGAAGGGAUGCGGCCGCACACCCGGCGGUGUUCCGGCCAAGCCGAUAACGGUGCCCCCCCGCCCUCCGAAGCCACCCACCGACAGCACUGGUGGGGCCAGCCACCCUAUACCCUCUAGACCCGGUGGUUCAGGCGGAUACUAUCCGGGUCAACCGGGCGCUCCCGGCGCCCCUGGCGCUCCAGGCGCUCCAGGCACUCCUGGUGGACCAGGAGGUCCAGGAGGCCCGGGUGGACCUGGUGGCCCUAACGGCCCUAAUGGCCCAGGAGGCCCGGGUGGCCCUAACGGCCCUAAUGGCCCAGGAGGCCCGGGUGGUCCUAAUGGCCCCAACGGACCAGGUGGAAGCGGAUACUACCCCGGACAACCCGGACAACCAGGUCAACCAGGCACCCCCGGCACACCAGGAUCACCGGGCGCCCCAGGAGGACCGGGCGGACCAGGCGGUCCAGGAGGCCCAGGUGGCCCUAAUGGACCGGGCGGUAGCGGAUACUACCCGGGACAACCCGGACAACCAGGCACCCCUGGCACACCGGGAUCACCGGGCACCCCAGGAGGACCGGGAGGACCAGGCGGACCAGGUGGACCGGGAGGCCCAGGUGGCCCUAAUGGGCCGGGCGGAAGCGGAUACUACCCCGGACAACCCGGACAACCAGGCACCCCCGGCACACCAGGAUCACCGGGCACCCCAGGAGGACCAGGCGGACCAGGCGGACCAGGUGGUCCAGGAGGCCCAAGUGGCCCUAAUGGACCAAGCGGAAGCGGAUACCACCCGGGACAACCCGGACAACCAGGCACCCCCGGCACACCUGGAUCACCGGGCACCCCAGGAGGACCGGGUGGACCAGGCGGACCAGGAGGCCCAGGAGGCCCAGGUGGCCCUAAUGGACCGGGAGGAAGCGGACACUACCCGGGACAACCCGGACAACCAGGCACCCCUGGUACACCAGGAUCUCCGGGCACCCCGGGAGGACCAGGCGGACCGGGGGGACCAGGAGGCCCAGGUGGCCCUAAUGGACCGGGUGGAAGCGGAUACUACCCGGGACAACCCGGGCAACCAGGCACCCCUGGCACACCAGGAUCACCGGGCACCCCAGGAGGACCAGGCGGACCAGGUGGACCGGGAGGCCAAGGUGGCCCUAAUGGUCCGGGCGGAAGCGGAUACUACCCGGGACAACCCGGGCAACCAGGCACCCCUGGCACACCAGGAUCACCGGGCACCCCGGGAGGACCAGGCGGACCAGGCGGACCAGGCGGUCCUUCUGGCCCAGGCGGACCGAGCCGUCCCCCGGGUUCCCCCGGACAACCUGGUGCACCGGGUAGCCCAGGAUCACCAGGCACACCGGGAGGCCCAGGAGGCCCAGGCGGACCAGGAUACCCAGGACAACCUGGACAGCCAGGAUACCCAGGUCAGCCCGGACAACCAGGACAGCCCGGACAACCAGGAUACCCAGGACAAUCUGGACAGCCAGGAUACCCAGGACAACCUGGACAGCCAGGAUACCCAGGACAACCUGGACAGCCAGGAUACCCAGGCCAACCUGGACAGCCAGGAUACCCAGGACAACCUGGACAGCCAGGAUACCCAGGACAACCUGGACAGCCAGGAUACCCAGGACAACCUGGACAGCCUGGAUACCCAGGUCAACCUGGCGAACCCAGUAAACCUGGACACCCGGACAACCAGGAUACCCAGGACAACCUGGACAGCCAGGAUACCCAGGACAACCUGAACAGCCAGGAUACCCAGGACAACCUGGACAGCCAGGAUACCCAGGACAACCUGGACAGCCAGGAUACCCAGGACAACCUGGCCAACCCGGAAAACCAGGCAAACCAGGAUACCCAGGACAGCCCGGACAACCAGGAUACCCAGGUCAGCCCGGACAACCAGAAUACCCAGGACAGCCCGGACAACCAGGCCAAACCGGAGGCUCAGGACAGCCAGGACAGCCUGGACAGCCUGGAUACCCAGGUCAACCCGGCCAACCAGGAUACCCAGGACAAUCUGGACAACCAGGCCAAACCGGAGGCCCAGGACAGCCUGGUCAACCAGGAUACCCAGGACAACCCGGACAGCCAGGAUACCCAGGACAACCAGGGCAGCAAGGCCAACCUGGGUACCCAGGACAACCUGGUCAACCAGGAUACCCAGGACAACCUGGACAGCCGGGAUACCCAGGUCAACCCGGCCAACCAGGAUACCCAGGACAACCCGGUCAAUCAGGAUACCCAGGACAACCAGGACAGCCAGGGCAACCAGGACACCCAGGACAAUCAGGACAGCCGGGACAACCUGGAAAGCCGGGACAACCCGGCCACCCCGGACAACCCGGAGGACCCGGCCAGCCAGGUCAACCUGGAAAGCCCGGACAACCAGGACAACCUGGAACACCCGGACAGCCCGGAGGACCUGGCCAACCUGGACGCCCAGGGCAACCAGGACAGCCAGGAUACCCAGGACAACCCGGACAGCCCGGAAAACCUGGAACACCGGGGCAACCGGGACAGCCUGGAUACCCAGGACAACCUGGACAGCCCGGAAAACCUGGAACACCGGGGCAACCAGGACAGCCUGGAUACCCAGGACAACCUGGACAGCCCGCACACCCAGGACAACCUGGAACACCAGGUCAACCAGGUCAGCCAGGUAAACCUGGUACACCCGGUCAACCCGGACAGCCAGGACAACCCGGUUAUCCUGGACAACCAGGACAGACUGGACAACCAGGACAGCCCGGACACCCAGGACAACCCGGUCACCCUGGCCACCCAGGACAACCAGGAGGACCUGGUCAGCCUGGGCAACCUGGAUACCCUGGACAACCAGGACAGCCCGGAUACCCAGGACAACCAGGACAGCCCGGAUACCCAGGACAACCCGGAGGACCUGGACAGCCUGGUCAACCUGGCCACCCAGGACAACCAGGACAACCCGGAGGACCUGGGCAGCCUGAACAACCUGGAUACCCGGCGCAACCAGCACAGCCCGGGUACCCAGGACAACCAGGACAACCCGGAGGACCAGGACAGUCCGGAGAACCCGGUCAGCCAGGAAAACCAAGUCAACCAGGUCAGCCAGGUAAACCUGGUACACCCGGUCAACCAGGUAAACCUGGUACACCCGGUCAACCAGGUAAACCUGGUACACCCGGUCAACCAGGUAAACCUGGUACACCCGGUCAACCCGGACAGCCAGAACAACCCGGGUAUCCUGGACAACCAGGACAGACUGGACAACCAGGACAGCCCGGACUCCCAGGACAGCCCGGUCAGCCUGGCCACCCAGGGCAACCAGGAGGACCAGGUCAGCCUGGGCAACCUGGAUACCCUGGACAACCAGGACAGCCCGGAUACCCAGGACAACCCGGAGGACCUGGACAGCCUGGUCAACCUGGCCACCCAGGACAACCAGGACAACCUGGAUACCCGGGGCAACCAGAACAGCCCGGGUACCCAGGACAACCAGGACAACCCGGAGGACCUGGACAGCCCGGAGAACCCGGUCAACCAGGAAAACCAGGUCAACCAGGUCAGCCAGGUAAACCUGGUACACCCGGUCAACCCGGACAGCCAGGACAACCCGGGUAUCCUGGACAACCAGGACAGACUGGACAACCAGGACAGCCCGGGCACCCAGGACAACCCGGAGGACCUGGACAGCCUGGUCAACCUGGCCACCCAGGACAACCAGGACAACCCGGGUACCCAGGACAACCCGGGUACCCAGGACAACCCGGAGGACCUGGACAGCCCGGAGAACCCGGUCAACCAGGACAACCCGGAAAACCAGGUCAACCCGGUCAACCUGGAACCCCAGGACAACCAGGUCAUCCUGGCAAACCAGGACAGCCCGGACAUCCAGGUGGCUCCGAUCAAACCGGACACCAAGGACAACCUGGUCAGCCAGGAGGCCCUGGUCAACCAGGAUACCCUGGUCAACCAGGAUAUCCUGGUCAACCAGGAUACCCAGGACAACCAGGACACCCAGGUCAACCUGGACAACCAGGAAGCCCCGGUCAACCAGGAUACCCAGGACAACCUGGACAGCCAGGACACCCAGGUGAACCGGGACAGCCAGGAGGCCCCGGUCAACCAGGUUACCCAGGAAAACCUGGACAGCCCGGUCAACCCGGACAGCCAGGUCAACCCGGACAGCCAGGAUAUCCAGGUCAACCCGGACAGCCAGGAGGCCCCGGUCAACCAGGAUACCCAGGACAACCAGGACACCCAGGUCAACCAGGACAACCAGGAAGCCCCGCCAGGAGGCCCUGGUCAACCAGGACAACCUGGACAGCCAGGACACCCAGGUCAACCCGGACAGCCAGGAUAUCCAGGUCAACCCGGACAGCCAGGAGGCCCCGGUCAACCAGGAUACCCAGGACAACCUGGGCAACCUGGACAGCCAGGACAUCCGGGUCAGCCAGGACAACCAGGAAGCCCCGGUCAACCAGGACAGCCAGGUCAACCAGGAUACCCGGAUUCAGAUGGUCAACCUACCGGCACUGGGGUACAGCCUCCAUUACAGCCUCCACCGGGCGCCCAAAUGCCGCCAUUCCCGAUCUACGUCAUCCCAUACCCGCUACCCAUCGUCCCGAGCCCUGGACAGUGCCCGUGCUAUCUAGUUAACCCCGGCAAUGACUCUACUGCGGUCUCUCAACCUCAACCUCAACCUCAGCAACCUCAACAACCUAGCAACCAAGGCGGCUACUACGCUCCUUAUGGAAUAAUCGGUUUCGUACCCGUCGUAUUCGUACCAUACUGCCCAGGAAAUAACACUGAUAUGAGCUCCGCCCAGCAAAAUUUCCCUAACGCUGUACCCGUCCCGUACAACUGCGCACAAUGUCAGGCCAACCAAAACCUUUACCGAUACUUCGGCAGACUCGGGGGAUCGCGAAGUGCGACAGAAUUUAAGGAAAUCAAAUCCAUUGCGGAGCUAGAACACCUUAUUAAGAAGCAGAUAAAGCCGAUGAAGAAAAGCCUUCCGCGGAUAGCUGCUCAUCCGAAGAUUCUAGAAGAAUCGACGAAUUAAAAGUCAUAGAUAUGUUUUGACGACGCAAUAAGUGUUGGCUCUCCUCACUACAAUACGCUAUUAUGAUAAGUCGAACGAAAAAGAUGAAGUGAGACAAUUAAAUUUUGAGAUUGUCCGACAUUAGUUCUUGGACGCUCUCAAGAUUUAUAAAGAAUACCACAUGUUUAUUGCGAUAUUGUCAUAGAUUUAUUUAUUUAUUAUAUAAUUGUACAUCAUCCUCGAUUAUCGAGAAACGAGACACGCGCAUUUGUAUGUAAUAUUUACAAAAUAUAAUUUUCUCAUUAUAAAUUUAAUAUUUGUGUAAAAAUAUUUGAUUUAGUUAAAUGAAAUUGCGCUGCCAUUUAGAUUAAUCAUGUUUUAAGGAAAGAUUAAUAAAUGUCCUAUUAUUAUA